GUGUUCCCAACCGGCGCGAGUGGGGAGCUGUCCAGCAAGCGAUUUGAAGUAGUCUUCUUGCCCGGCAAGUGCGGUCUCUUGUCUGUCCAGGAAUGAGAAGUGAUGGCCGGCUCUGCAACUGAGGAGAAAACCUUCCGAAGGUUCUUGGAGCUCUUCCUCCGAGAGAUGAGACCACCACUCCAGGAGAAUGACCCUGUCCCAAUGCGCCCUUUGUCUGACCUCACCUCGGAGGACGAAGUUGAAGGGGAAUGCCUCGAUAUGUGUCUUCAGCACUUGUGCAAAUAUAACUGCCCCUUCUCCCUGGCGGCUGCCCUGGCGCGGGCUACGGCAGACUGUGUUCUGCAGAGUGACCUCUCCAUCUACCACAUCCAGAAGACCGUCGAGGAUGGAGUAGACCCUUUCCCCCAGAUUGAGUCGGUGGCCUUUGCCCGGCUCAUCUUCAAUAAGUUGUGUGAAACAUGCUGCCUGUGGCUGAAAGACUUCCCUUACCGCCGCCGCCCUCAGCCCUACUACGAGACCUCCAUCCACGCCAUCAAAAACAUGCGCCGCAAGAUGGAGGACAAACACAUCGUCAUUCCCGACUUCAACACCCUCUUCAACAUACAGGACCAGGAGGAGCAGGCCUUCUUCGCCGUGUUCGAUGGCCAUGGGGGCGUGGACGCCGCCAUCUACGCCGCCAACCACCUUCACGUCAAUAUGGUGCACCAGGAGUGCUUCAGCCAAGAUCCGGGGGAGGCCCUGUGUCGCGCCUUCAGAGUCACCGAUGAACGCUUCAUCCGUAAAGCUAAGAUGGAGAACCUGCGCUGCGGCACCACGGGGGUGGUGACCUUUCUAAGGGGACGGACCCUGUAUGUGGCCUGGCUAGGGGACUCUCAGGUCAUGCUGGUCAAGAAAGGCCAGGCCGUGGAACUGAUGAAACCUCACAAGCCUGACAGAGAGGAUGAGAAGCAGCGUAUUGAGGCUCUGGGAGGCUGUGUCAUCUGGUUCGGAACGUGGAGGGUUAAUGGCAGCCUGUCCGUAUCCAGAGCCAUAGGUGACAAUGAGCACAAGCCCUACAUCUCUGGCGUUGCUGACCAACACAUCGUCCCAUUGGAUGGCACGGAGGACUACCUGAUCCUGGCCUGCGACGGCUUCUACGACACAGUCAGCCCCGAAGAGGCGGUGCGUGUGGUCAGCGACCACCUGACGGAGAACAGCGGCGACAGCACCAUGGUGGCCCACAAGCUGGUGGCCUCGGCCCGUGACGCCGGCUCUAGCGACAACAUCUCAGUCAUUGUGGUCUUCCUCAGAGACCUCCGCGCGCCCCCGCCGGGAGAGGAGGACGAAGAGGGGGAGGAGGGAAAGGAUGAGGAAGUGGCGGAGGUGGAGGAAGAAGGUCAAGGGGAGAUGGGCUGCCAGGACGGGAGCACCACGGACGUUGGGGGGAAGGGUCAUUGUUUCCUGCAGCAGUGCUCGGCUCCAGCCGACCUGGGCUAUGAAGACCGCACAGACUCGUUGACAGACAGAACCAGCCUAGGCCUGCUGGGGCCCAUGCUGGGAGAGGAUGGUCGAAUCAGGCUCCCCCCUGCCUGCUCACACCCUACCCCCUCCUUAGCCCUCACCCAGAAUCUCAUGCCUACCGAGGGCCAUGGGGCGGCCUGGUUGCCCUGCCUAGAGGAGGGGCUCCAGGGCUCCAGGCACAAGUCCCAGCCUAAACCCUGUGUCCCCGCCUGCCAGGAACCCAGCUCAGACGGACAAUGGACCCUGGCGGCCUCCCUGUUUGGCCACGCGGGGAGGCGCACCCGGAGGAUGGAGUGCGUGAGCCCCAGGUGGGGGUGGGUGUCCCGGCGUUGGGGCCGUGCCCCCAGGGAGCUCCCUGGCCUGCUGCACUCCACCUGUAGUGUGCCCUACCCCCAGCGCUGCCCCGAGAGGAGGCCCGGGGUGGCCCUUCCCCACCUGCCCCACGGCAGCAGAAUCUGAUGAUGUGACCUAAUCUUCACUAGCUCCUCGAUCUCCUGCCCCUUCCUCUAUCUGACUACAGUCAUUAUUUCAUUCAUCCAUCCAUCAUGAGUUCCCCAUCCAGGACACUGGCUCCACACCCAUACCCUCACAGCCCCUUUCAGGAGGCAAUCUACCUACCCCUCCCCAUACCCACACAGCCCCAUUCAGGAGGCAAUUUACCUACCCCUCCCCAUACCCACACAGCCCCAUUCAGGAGGCAAUCUACCUACCCCUCCCGAUACCCUCACAGCCCCAUUCAGGAGACAAUCUACCUACCCCUCCCCAUACUCACACAGCCCCAUUCAGGAGGCAAUAACAAUUCCUGCUCCUGGCCCGUAUUGCAAACACACACUGUACUGUACUUUCCGAUUCAUAAUGGCAAAACACAUUAUCCGCCCACUCUACCUUCAUAGAUGGGAGUACUUAAUACAGGAUUAUAAGUAGUGGUCACUUACCUGAAUAAACCCAACAUAUAUAGACUGAUAUGUAUUCCAGAUGGGAGUACAAUAGAGGAUAAUGGCAUGUAGAAGGGAUAUUAUUAAGAAAUUAUAUUCUAUUUAUAAUUUUGGGGAUGACGUCAUCCAAGAGCAGACAGUCAGUCCUUGCCAUGCCUGUCAAAUUGAGGUAACGUUUACAUAAAACUAAACACGAGAUGUGUUCUCAUUGACAAUAAAUAAUUCCCAACAGACUGGGUGUGAAUAAGUUGCCAGACUUACUUGGCCAAGAUAGUUCAGACGACUCAGCAGAACAUGUGCCUUUCCUAAACAAGAACAAAGUUUAUGGGAAUUUUGAGCCUCAGUCAACAAAACCCUUUCUAAGCUUCCCAAUACAAUAUGGACCCAUGUGUUUCAUAUCACUUACAGGGGCUACUUAACCAACGACUAUCCUGCUUAAAGUUCACUAACAACCUUAGAGCAUAAGAAUGAUGAAUGUCAAAGACUUCAUCUCUGGUUUGACAAAUAUAGUAAAUGAAUCUUAAUCUCACCAUCCUUUCAAAUGUGAAUGUUUAUUUUAUAUUGAAACUCCAUAGAAGAUGCUAUAUACUGUAGCAAUGACUAGGUUCUGUAAAAUGUGCCUCCAUUCUCCUGGCCCAGGCAACCGUUGUUUAAUAUAUAUCAAAGACAGUUCAGUCUUGCUGUUGGAAAAACUCCCAAUCUUUUCACCUUUAAGAAAACAGGAAUUGUUUGUGCCAUUCCUGACAUUUUUAACUCUUACUAAACACAUUGUGCCAUUUCCAUACUUACCCCCCCCCUUCCCUCCCCAAUCCCACUGAGUUCCCAGGAGCAGGAGACAAGGACACAGGGUAUGAGAGGCCAAAUCCCCUCACUGACCCACAGUCACACAGCGAAAUACCCCCAGCCAGUCAGUCAGUUCCCAGUCACUGUCAUUGCUUACUGCUACCCUGAAACACCUAGCCGUUGGUCGCCCGGUGGCCUCCCCACUGAAGAACAUGGUGGUCAUUUACAGAAGGCCAUUUGGACAGUGUCAUCGUGAAAGAUCCCCAGAAAGUAGAAUGUAUUCCAGUUGUCGAAUGUACAUGGAGCUCUCCCGGGACCUUCAUAGAUGGGCCAGUAGGACUUAGACAGUAAUGGGGUUUUUGGACUGUGGAUGUAAGACAACCGUGUCUUGAUGCGGUACACCUGGAGGACACACUAUUCUGGAGGCGUUUGUUCAUCAUGAGAUACUUUAUCAGCUAUCCACCGUAUCCUCGCAAAUCUGAGUAUUCUAUCCUGGUGUUCCACUCUGAGAGAGCAGGAUGUGGAUAAGCACACUGACUCUCAGGCAGAAAGAUGCCCAUGCUUCUGUAUCUUUCCCUUUGCGUAAGCAACACCUGCAUUUUGACUCUUGGAACAGUGGACCACACAAAUUGACAUUUUCUGACCAGUUAUGAAAGACAACGAGAAAGUCGAAUAUGUAAGGGUAUUUAUCAAAUGCCCCGAGUCCCCCCAACUUCCUCCCCAGUCCCACCACCACCCACAUCAACUGCUUUUUCAAAGCUUUCUGCUUCUUUUUGAGAGCAAAAAAAACGCACAUCUUUCACAUCUUAAAUGUUCCUCGGAUGGGGCACCAAUUGCUUAUUGGAAUUUAUCGUAAUUUCACAUAUUAUGUACAUGUAGGUAUGAAUGUGUGAAGGCGUACGUGUGGGUGUGUAUACGUGUUGAGGGUAUUCAUGUGGUCUGUCUUGUAAGUCUACUAUUUAAAAUCAACACUGUAAAGUCAGCAGGAUGGUGGAACAAUAUUCUGUGUUGAUAUCAAGCUUCACAGCCCCCAGCCCCCAGUACUUUUCAUGUGACACCUUUGGAAGUAGAGUUGUGUACUUUAGCAGUGCUUGAGUGACAAGGGAACAUGGGAAUUCAAAUGCUGGGCCACAUUUCCACUAAAAUGUCAAAAUGGUCCCCCACCUCACAGUCCUCUAACUCUGCAGUCUUUCAUAAGACGCUGAAUCUUCAAGCCAUAAACAGAAAAGUGUAUGCUAUAAUUCCCCAGCUAAACCUGCUUGAUCACAUAUCCCAUAGUUCCUCUCUCUCUCAUCCACUUCUGCGGUAUGAGUCUUCCCUUCUACCCCCCCAUGUCUAUAUGACCCUUCCCUUUUACCCCCCAUGUCUAUAUGACCCUUCCCUUUUACCCCCAUGUCUAUAUGACCCUUCCCUUUUACCCCCAUGUCUAUAUGACCCUUCUCUUUUACCCCCCAUGCCUAUAUGACCCUUUCCUUUUACCCCCAGGUCUGUAUGACCCUUCUCUUUUACCCCCCCAUGCCUAUAUGCCCCUUCCCUUUACCCCCCCAUGUCUAUAUGACCCUUCUCUUUUACCCCCAUGCCUAUAUGCCCCUUCCCUUUUACCCCCCAUGUCUAUAUGACCCUUCCCUUUUACCCCCCAUGUCUAUAUGACCCUUCCCUAAAACCCCCAUGUCUAUAUGACUCUUCCCUAAACCCCCCCCAUGUCUAUAUGACCCUUCCCUUUUACCCCCCAUGUCUAUAUGACCCUUCCCUUUUACCCCCAUGCCUAUGACCCUUCCCUUUUACCCCCAUGCCUAUAUGACCCUUCCCUUUUACCCCCCCAUGCCUAUAUGACCCUUCCAUUUUACCCCCCAUGCCUAUGACCCUUCCCUUUUACCCCCCAUGCCUAUAUGACCCUUCCCUUUUACCCCCCAUGCCUAUAUGACCCUUCCCUUUCACCCCCCCAUGCCUAUAUGACCCUUCCCUUUUACCCCCCCAUGCCUAUAUGACCCUUCCCUUUUACCCCCCAUGCCAGUAUGACCCUUUCCUUUUACCCCCCAUGCCGGUAUGACCCUUCCCUUUAACCCCCAUGCCAGUAUGACCCUUGCCUUUUACCCCCCAUGCCAGUAUGACCCUUCCCUUAAAACCCCAUGCCAGUAUGACCCUUCCCAUGCUGAUAGAAACAGACCACGCUGUUCAGGUCUGUUCCCCCCUCUCCCCUUCUUUUUCCUAUGCCACUCCAUUGCUCUCCAUGACUCUGCACUGUGUGUCCAUGUACACAAAAUGCUUUGUUCCUGUAAGCAAUAAUGAAUCUUUACAAGUCGUGCAUGGAAAGGCUUUUGUUCAGAGGGUUUGUCUUCACUGAGCAAGGCGGAGGGAGCUAGAGCCAGAUCAAACUAACCACAGACACCCUCCUAAACUCUUACCAGUGCUCACAUUCACAUUGAUGGGCACACACCACUUUACUUCUGCUCGAUGGUAGAAUGGGACACAACCUAUGAUGUACCCCUUAGAAAGUUGUCGGUGUAUAUAAAAUACUACCACGUUUGGCGGCCACAUUGAAUUAGUCUCAAAGAGAAACACUAGAAAGGGUUUCUAAGCUUGGCCAGCCCCCAUGUCACAGGGUGGUUCAAACUCUGUAUGCCAGGCUUCCCUGAAGACAAACCCAUGACCAGCUCUUCCCCAACCUGCAGGUUAGGUAAACCAGUAAAAAGUUUCAGUAUCUCUAUCUUCUGUGUUGUUCUCGUAGUAUACAAAUGUGUAUCUUAACGGUGACUAUUAUCAUGUAUAAAGAUUAGACCAAG
Oncorhynchus gorbuscha (pink salmon) is the source of this 6001-nucleotide messenger RNA. Its product is annotated as protein phosphatase 1E-like. Gene Ontology annotation, molecular function: protein serine/threonine phosphatase activity; cation binding. The coding region runs from base 103 to 1959 and encodes 618 amino acids. The transcript is spliced from 7 exons. Gene Ontology annotation, biological process: protein dephosphorylation; negative regulation of protein kinase activity. NCBI's taxonomy places the organism in Eukaryota, Metazoa, Chordata, Actinopteri, Salmoniformes, Salmonidae. The record is from RefSeq and is a predicted model, not a curated record.